GUGUUUGUUAGUAACUGUCAUUGGUCAAAGGGGAAACAAAGGAGGAUGUUCUGUCGGAACCAAUCACAAUACAACUAUUGCAGUACAUCGAAUACGAUCGAAUAGCAUUUGUGUGAUCCAAUCACAGAUCACAUUGAUCACAGUCAUCGCGGUUGUCAGUGAACAUGCUCUACAUGCUGUACAUUUUGCAAGAUAUUUGGCGUUGGUGGAGGUUUACGCCAGAACUUCAGAAGCUUCAGAAGAGUGUUAAGAGUACUAAGUGCAAUUAAGUGUGAUCACGCUUACGAAUAUUAGCACAGAGGCACCAAUUAUCUUGAAGCGUUAUUACCGGACAUUACUUUUUCGAUAUAGGUGUGAAGUUGUGGGUAUUCUGUAGGGAAUCAUUAGUAUUCUGUUUCCUCAUAUAUUGAUAAAUAGCUAGAAGGGAACACCGCUGGUGUUUGUGAUUUUAUACCGCCGUUGAAAGUUCCACUUGGGAUUCUUCGAAACUUCCCACCUCCCUUUCUGAGGGACAUUUACCAAUUAAAAUGCACAUUUUUUUUUACCGUGUUUAUGAGUUCUCUCGCCUGUUACACAAAUCAAUCCGUCUUAUAAAGGAAGUCGUGACAGCUGAUGGACUAUGGUGAACUGGUUGAAUUUUGCAGGGUAUGCAAAUGCAUAGUGAAUAUUUUGCGGCACCACGAUGUAAAUCUGUAGAGUAGGUUUGCCUUUUCUGGGAAGUAACUCCAUGCAGUCAGGUAGCCUGCUACCGACGUUUUGAAAGCAAGAGGUUCACUCAAAAUGGGUGAACCAGCUGCCUUCAAAACUUGAGCAAGUCUGUUAAGAUUACACAACUGUUAAUAACACAGUAAGCUUCAGAGCCUCAGCUGUGAGAACAAAGAAAGCCACAUCAGUAUGUGUUUGUACACAAUCAUUAGUAUGUUUCCUUACAUACUUGGGCAAAUAUUCGCAACAAGAUACAGGCACUGUAUAUUAUUCUAUAUCACUAGGGUUCUAGUAAAACAAUUUAUUUGCAACCCACAAAACGUGGAUAAGAAAAAGUUUCGAGGUUAUGUAAGAUUCUGCAUUCUCUUGCAACAGAAAUGCCAAGAAUUCUGCUACGGAAAGCUGAAGAAAUAUUUCCUGCUCUGAGAGAAAGCAUGAACUGUACAAAUUCAGAGAAGGUUUUAGUGGGUCCAUGUGGUGAGAUAUACCCAGCAAGCCAUGAUGCAAACCAGGCUAUGAAUAUAAAAGCUGAGGAAGUCUCAGAUGCACAAGAGGAAGUGGAUCCUGUGCAAAUAACAGUUCAGGAGGACCGUACAAGUCCGGAGAACGUUUUAGUCGGUCCAUAUGCUGAGACAUACCCAACACCUCAUGAUGCAAAUCAGGCCAUCAGUAUAAAAGCUAAGGCAGUUUCACAUGCAGAAGAAGAAGAGGUGCCUGUCCCAAUAACAUUUCCAGAAAUAAAGGCUGAACCUGAGGAAUUACAAGCACAUGCUUCAUUGGAAAGUAUAGACUCUCAGGAUGGUCCAGUGUUGAAACUCAAGAUCUCCAGAACUGAACCAGCCAGCAGUACGAAGGUGGUGUCAUUCCAGAAACUGCUCCCAAGGGAGAGUAUUUCUGGACUGGAAGAGCUGUUAUUGCCCAAACCAACAUGUGGACAUCCACCAAAACGGGUAUAUCCAUCAACAUCUAAGGAGAGUAGUUCAGGCAGCAGAUCACAGCGGAGAAAUUCAUCAGGUUCUGUAGCUGAUGAGCCAUGGUCUCCAUCAUCCAAAAGGUCAAGAAUGCCUUCUGUUGAUCCUGUAUAUGACCAAUAUCGAAGGCGAAGAGAGAGAAAUAAUGUGGCCUCAAGAAAAUCCCGACAAAAUAGGACAGCUCGUGAGAGAGAGAUGAAGGAAGUAGCAGCAAAACUUGAGCAAGAAAAUGAAAAUUUGAAGAUAAGGGCAGAUGAAAUGGAACAACUUGUAAAGAAGCUCAAUGAAGCGCUGCUUGAGGCUGUGGUCAAAACUGAAAAAGUAUAAGUGUAAAAUUUGAUGCUGACACAUGACUCUUGAAUUUGACCCAUCAACAUAAUUACGUGAUAUGUAGUACUUUGAUCACAUACUCUUUGGUCAGGAAGCUUACUUUAUGUAUAUAGUAGUAUAAUGUGUAAGUUUUACAUGUUACCAAAGUUCUAACUUAGUGAAUGAGGUUUUAAUCUUAUAGCACCAGGUUUUCUUGUUUGGCAAGAGUUUACAACCCACUUGUAAUUGUCAAAUUUAACAAAUAUGGAAUUGUUUUUAAUUUUGUGAUAUAUAUAUAGAAUUAAACGUGACGUGUGUAGUAAAUAAGUCAUUCAGACGGCAAAGUAGUCUGAAGACACAUCAGCACUUACAUGUUGAUGUGCUGUAAAUCAUAGAGCAGUAGAGAUGUGUUUAGACUAAAGGAACAGUAUGUGACUUGUAGCAUGCCACAGUUUUUCAUUUUGUAAGAAAGACAGUUUUGCUGUGUGUGGUGUGCUGGAUUUUUGUAGAAUGCUACAAUAUAUUGGAAUUGAUUGCUGUUGCUAACCGUUUGAACUGACAGGAAAUGAACUGAGUGCCAUGGUACAAAACAUUUGUGCAAAUGAGUUCCAUUUGAUUCUGAUUGCUGAAUGUGCACAAUAUCCUGUCUUGAUGAGUGGAAA
Messenger RNA from Cryptotermes secundus, 2647 nucleotides. RefSeq names its product CCAAT/enhancer-binding protein beta. The transcript is spliced from 4 exons. NCBI's taxonomy places the organism in Eukaryota, Metazoa, Arthropoda, Insecta, Blattodea, Kalotermitidae. The record is from RefSeq and is a predicted model, not a curated record. Bases 1083 to 2003 code for a protein of 306 amino acids. Gene Ontology annotation, biological process: regulation of transcription by RNA polymerase II; DNA-templated transcription. Gene Ontology annotation, molecular function: DNA-binding transcription factor activity, RNA polymerase II-specific; RNA polymerase II cis-regulatory region sequence-specific DNA binding.